Microdochium trichocladiopsis is the source of this 874-nucleotide messenger RNA. RefSeq lists its product as uncharacterized. NCBI's taxonomy places the organism in Eukaryota, Fungi, Ascomycota, Sordariomycetes, Xylariales, Microdochiaceae. Bases 224 to 724 code for a protein of 166 amino acids. The transcript is spliced from 2 exons. The record is from RefSeq and is a predicted model, not a curated record.
UGGAGACAUUUCAACAGAGACCCCAAGUCGUCUGACCAUGCCACGUUCGCUCCCGACCAGCACUUACCCGAACAGACAACCACCAGAACCGAACUCGCAGAAUAAGCGACCAGGACAAGCCUGCUUGCUGGCACGUGAAUCAGACCAGCUUCACUGACUGCAAAGUUAGCUGGACUUGUACGGCAUUCUUUUUCUCUCUGAGAAAGAGAAACACCCUUGCGCAAUGAACCUCCCAUAUUCCAGUCUGAUCAUGUACCACCAACUAACACUGGACAUGCAUCAUCAUUACUACCAUAACCCUCGUGUUGUGUGCGAGGGAAGUCGUCUUUUGCCUCAUAGAAGAGAGCCAGACACACCACAGAACCAAAGACAUAAGGCACCGAAACUCGCAUACACACAUAUAUACACACACACACACACUCUCUCUCUCUCUUCUUUUUAUUAUUAUUAUUACUUGACCCAUCGAUGCAAAAACCCCUCCUCACAGCUUACAUCGUCAGACCUACAGGAACACACAGCCGCCAUGCAGCUCCCAGUAGUGUGGCUACAACAAAGGUCCCUUUCCCCUUAUCAUAAAUGCCGAGAACACGAGAUGCACAGCGCCCUUCACGCAAACCGCCCGGCAAUGCAGAGAGACACCCCCGCACCACAUCCACGCCUUGUACCCUGCACACAGCUGCUAUGUCACGGCACGCGUAUGGAAUUCACAACCCCUUUGACCUAAUACCGUAAUCGCCCGAACCUCCACGGAGUCCACCACACCAACUUUGGCGUCUUCUAAGUUUACUCAGUUGCCGGAUUUGGAGGAACACCUCCUUUGGGUUACAGCGCAACAUCCGAACGCCCCGGGGCCACUUACUACAUGACACAUGAG